Messenger RNA from Dioscorea cayenensis subsp. rotundata (Guinea yam), 695 nucleotides. RefSeq names its product protein FAR1-RELATED SEQUENCE 5-like. The coding region runs from base 11 to 406 and encodes 131 amino acids. The transcript is spliced from 2 exons. The record is from RefSeq and is a predicted model, not a curated record. NCBI's taxonomy places the organism in Eukaryota, Viridiplantae, Streptophyta, Magnoliopsida, Dioscoreales, Dioscoreaceae.
UACAGUAUUUAUGCUAUGCAUAAUGGGUUUCUGUACUCGUGUAAGCAAGUAUUGCAGGUCAAGAUGUGAUAAUUCAAUUAUUUCUCGACAGAUUGUUUGUUCAAAAGAAGGUUUCCGGGAAGUGCGCAUUACAAAGGACAUUGUCAAUGAGGGGAAAGUUAGGCGUCCCACGGCGAUUACAAGGAUAGGCUGUAAGGUGAUGAUUGCUGUAAAGAAACUAACUUCAGCAAAUUGGGUUGUGACAAGGUUUGUUAAGGAGCAUAAUUUUGCCUUAGGAACUUCAAAGAAUUUGGUCCAUCUUCAGUCAGAUAUUAGUACCAGAAAAUCUUUGGCCUUACCAGAGGCAAGUGCCGUGUGUACCGGAGUGGACACUGGUGGAUGUUCAGAAAUGCAAGGGUUAGUAUGAAGUCUACUCGGGGAUCUAUCUAUGGCAGGUACUAAUUCUUUCACGAAUACCUUCCAUUCAAGCAAAAUUCUCUUGAUCUUGCAGAAACAAUAUAUAUAUAUAUAUAUAUAUCUUCCAUGAUAUUGAGUUUCAAUCCGGUUCAAAUAUACCUUUGCAUAGCUCACCUCUAAUGAUAUCUGUCCUUCCAAAUUUGCAGGAGUUAGACCCUGCCCAAUCGAUAUCUUAAGUAAACGAGAGCAAAACAAUCCAUCCCGGGCUGAGUGAAACAGAGGUGGUGGCUAUUCCGGCA